This is a messenger RNA of Kickxella alabastrina, 1082 nucleotides long. RefSeq lists its product as uncharacterized. Bases 97 to 846 code for a protein of 249 amino acids. Gene Ontology annotation, molecular function: magnesium ion binding; acireductone synthase activity. The record is from RefSeq and is a predicted model, not a curated record. NCBI's taxonomy places the organism in Eukaryota, Fungi, Kickxellomycota, Kickxellomycetes, Kickxellales, Kickxellaceae. The transcript has a single exon.
GUCCACGCACUCAGCUCGUUUUCUCAAUUUCUUUUUCCGUUCAACCCACCCCUAUAUUUAUUCUACUUUUAAUUAAUAAUUGAUAAUUCAGCUACAAUGGCCAGUUACGACAUUGUUCUCCUCGACGUCGAAGGAACCACCACGCCCAUUUCGUUUGUUCACGACGUGCUCUUCCCUUAUAUCACUAACAAUGUCAGCGACUUCCUGGCAUCCAACUGGAACGACCCUAUGCUCCAAACUCACAUCCGCGCAAUAGCCGACCAGGCCAACCUAGAUGCCCAAUCAGGGAUCUCCUCGGCCAUCCCCAUUGACCUCCUCAACGACACACCAGAAGAGAUCCGCUCUAAAACCCUGGCUAACAUUGACUGGCAGAUGAAAUCCGACCGCAAAAUCGGCGCACUCAAGGGACUCCAAGGCUUCAUGUGGCAGACAGGCUACAAGAACGGCCAGCUCCUCGGUGCAAUGUUCCAGGACGCCGUCAUUGCAAUUAAGCGGUGGUGCGAGAAGUCCCGUUCGGUGUAUAUUUACUCUUCGGGCAGUGUUGAAGCGCAAAAGCUUAUUUUCGGGUACAGCGAUCAUGGCGACUUAAGCGAGCUUUUGAGCGGACAUUACGACACAAAGGUUGGCGCAAAGAUCGAGAGCCAGAGCUACUUGCGCAUUGCAGGUGAUAUUGGUGUUGUGCCUGGGAGGGUUUUGUUUGUUAGUGAUAAUGUUUUGGAGAUUCGUGCGGCGAGCGAGGCUGGGAUGCAGACUGUUGUGUCAGUGCGGCCGGGGAAUGCCCCAAUUCCGGAGAGCGAGCUGGGCAUGUUCAAGACUGUCACUGAUUUUAUGGAGAUCCCGUUGUGAGAACGUAAUAGAAAAAAGGAAAGAAGGGUUAUCUCCAUGGGAGUUAUCGCGAGCACGUUUUAGACAAGGGUGUGUUUGUGUGGUGAACAAAUAGAAAAGACAUAAUAGUCUAUAUAAAACGAACACCUUUUAACAAAAUGUAAAGUGCGUAAACACACUUUCAAAGUUUUCUCAAUGGUUGAAGAUUUGUUACAGUGAAGUGCGUUAACAAUGCAUUAACAACCUUCGUCAGAGGU